Fimicolochytrium jonesii is the source of this 783-nucleotide messenger RNA. Its product is annotated as Alpha/Beta hydrolase protein. The record is from RefSeq and is a predicted model, not a curated record. Bases 1 to 783 code for a protein of 260 amino acids. NCBI's taxonomy places the organism in Eukaryota, Fungi, Chytridiomycota, Chytridiomycetes, Spizellomycetales, Powellomycetaceae. The transcript is spliced from 2 exons. Gene Ontology annotation, molecular function: hydrolase activity.
AUGUCGCUCACAACCGCCUGCUGCAACCUGCCGCCCGUCACCUCCAGCUACACAAAGCAGGGUCAGGAGAUCACCAUCCCAUCCAAUAAUGUCCCGACGCCCACGACGCCCUUCCACGCUUACGUCGCCCCACUCUCCGUCCCUACACCCCAUUCCGCCGUCAUCUUCAUCUACGACAUCUUCGGUUUCCACCCCAAUGCCUUCCAAGCCGCUGACCGCAUUGCUAACCUCACCAAGGAGACGCUCGUGAUCGUCCCCGACUACUUCCUCGGCAAGAGCAUGCCCGAGGAACUUCUCGGCGAUAUGUCUAAGCUUGUCGCCUGGAUUGGGGAGAAUGGGGACUACAAGAAGAUCAUCCGCGCACGCAUCGUGGACACCGUCAAGUACUUGAAGGAGCAAAAGUCGGUGAAGAAGGUUGCCUUUGUUGGAUUCUGCUGGGGAGCAAAGAUGGCUAUCCUUGCAGCCAGGGAUGAGGAGGUCAACUCCCUCGUGGAAGUUAAGGGUGUUGCGCAAUGCCACCCUUCUUUCCCUGCUGAGGACGAUUACAAGGGAGCGCACUUCCCUGUGGCCAUCUUGCCGUCCAAGGAUGAGACCGACCAGCUGGAAUCAUGGUACAACACCCACCUCAAGGCCUCGCAACCAAAAUCCCUCCACCGUCGCUUCAACGACCAAAGCCACGGAUUCUGCGCAGCCCGUGGAGAUUGGUCGGACCCCAAGGUCGCUGAGGCGGCUAGCGAAGCCUUUAAGAUUGUCGCCACUUUCUUCAACGAGAUUGACUUGUAA